Molecule: messenger RNA, 3625 nt
Organism: Pocillopora verrucosa
Lineage: Eukaryota; Metazoa; Cnidaria; Anthozoa; Scleractinia; Pocilloporidae
Product: protein GPR107
Biological process (GO): transport
Cellular component (GO): Golgi apparatus; membrane
Source: RefSeq, a predicted model, not a curated record
AACAAAAUGGCGACUGCCUUUAGUGGAAAUACGUUUGUUUUUUGCGUAUUUAUUCUAUUUGUUCCCUUUACUCUGGGUAGAAAUCAUCGAAUACAACUAAAGGAUGAAACUAGACAGACGAUCGAGUUGAGUAAGUUCGGAUUUCUUCAGAAUGGAGUUCUCAAAGUGAACUUUACCAAUAUGCGGUUUAAGGAGAAAAAUCCCGCAAUCUUUGGUUUUUCCCUGGAAAAGACUGGAAGUGAUGGUAUUUCCCCUUACAUGGAGCAACAUUCUGAUAAAUGUGUUCUCAAUGAUCCAGAGAAGAUUACUAAUGUGAACCAGAUAUCAUUGGCAAUUCUCAAAUUUGAUCUCAGUGGACCAGAAAUCAUUAUCACAAAAUUUGGACAUGACUUUGAAAACCUGACUAUUGAUAAAUAUGAACCAGAACCAGAACCAGAACCAGAAGUUAUGGAAGCUAAAACUACCUCAUCUAGUAAGGAAGGAGAGAGUAUUUCAAGUUCAUCUCCAUCCUCUGAUCAUACUACAACACAAGCAUCAACAACUGUUGUGAAAGUAACCUCUAACACUCCUCCAAAGAACACAUCAACAACUGAUACUUCAAGUACUGAACAACCUUCCUCCAUUGGAAACAAGACUUCUGUAAUGGAGAUACAAAAUAGAAGGAGAAGGGCAGCAGAUAGUACAAAUCCAACAACACUUACUAAAAGCAAAGAAAAAAAAUGGCUUUUGAUGCAAAAGAAGAUCAAUGAAUCCAUGUCUGAGAAUGUGUAUUCUGGAAAUUUCACAGUCAAGAUUCAGAGGAAGGCUGAGGAGGGAUUGUAUAACUUGUAUUUUCAUAUCUGUCCCAUACCAGGUGUAAAAAAAACAGCUACAGCUGUGAAUAUUGAGAUUGACAUCAAAGAGAAAAAUGGUAAAAACUUUCUGUCUGCUGGAGAGGAACCUUUACCAUAUAUGUUUGGUAUUCUAUCUGUGCUCUUCUUUGGAACAGCAAUUUACUGGCUUCAUGUUCUUCAAAAGAACAAGGAUUUCACAUACAAAGUACAUUACAUGAUGUUCAUCCUGAUCCUUUUAAAAUCUCUUGAUCUGAUGUUUCAAGCAGUGAAUUAUCACUUUAUUAGUAGAGAUGGUAAACCAGAGGAAUCUUGGGAAGUGCUCUACUACAUCACACAUCUAUUGAAAGGGGCAUUACUGUUCACAACCAUUGUCCUUAUUGGUACUGGAUACUUUUUCAUCAAGCAUGUGCUGUCAGACAGAGACAAAAAGAUAUUCUUGAUUGUCAUACCACUGCAGAUUUUAGCCAACACAGCUCAGAUUGUGAUGGAGUCAACUGAGGAAGCAAACACACAGUAUACAACUUGGAAAGAACUAUUCAUCUUGGUUGACUUGCUUUGCUGUGGUGCAAUUCUGUUUCCUGUUGUAUGGUCGAUAAGACACUUACAGGAAGGAUCUCAAACAGACGGCAAAGCUGCUCUUAACCUAGCCAAGUUAAAGCUUUUUAGACAUUUCUACGUGAUGAUUGUGUGCUACAUCUAUUUCACAAGAAUAAUUGUGUAUUUGAUAAAGAUAACAGUGCCAUUUCAGUAUAUGUGGCUGGAUGAUUUCUUCAACAAUGCAGCAUCGUUUGUCUUCUUUGUACUGACUGGCUUUAAGUUCCGACCUGCUCCGGACAAUCCUUAUCUUCAUGUACCACAAGACGAAAGUGAUGGCGAAGUGGAGAUGGAAGAAGUGGUUACAAAUCCAGGAAUCGCCAAUGGCGUGACGAGACUGCAGCCGUCGUCAAACGGCAAAAGAAUAUUUGAAACUGCGUAAAAAUUGCGACAACCAAUCACUUGCUUUGUGUGCUAAGUGGAUGGAUUUUCCCACGGGCGUAGCUUAGGUGGGAGGGGAUUGACUGGGAACUAGUGUGUUGGUGACUUCCUUUUUAGUGACAAAGAAAUAUUUGCUAAUUAAAAAACACCCCAACAUACUCCCAAAUGUUAGGAAGGCACCUGUUUCUCUUCCUCCUCCCCCCCUCCUCCCGUAUGGGAAAACGCAUACCCCAAGGGGUGACUCUUGUAUUUUAAUCUUUCUAGAAGCGAUUUGAAUCUCCAGUAAGUUACAUAUGGUUAAAUGUUAGAGGAUAUAUUUUGAAACAUAUCAUAUCUGUUCUUGUAAUCGUGUUAAUGCGAGACUAAUGAGUUUGUGCCCAAUGACACACACACAGAUAUUUAACUAUUCUCUCAAAUAUUACUUACUGUUAUUUGCAUCGCAUGGUCGUUAGAAAUAGAUGAUAAAGUUUUGCCGCGCCUUGCCAAUCACAAAGUCAUAUUGAGCAAUAGAUUACUGAUUGAUUGAUAGAUUGAUUGAAGAGGAAUCAUUAAUGGUCUAUCUGACCUUACUUAGAUAUUUAUAAGAAUCUGAAGUGCUUAUUAAACUUAAGCAAAGUAGCGUGCUCGCCAAAUAUACUUCAGAACUCAUUUAAACAAUGAGCAUUUGGUAUGGGGUGUAAUUUAUUAUAGAUGUUAGGCUUGUUUUGUCUUUACUUGGUUUUGACAUUAUGUCGUUUGUUUUUUCGUUUGUCUUUUUUUCGUGGGAAACACGGUGAUCUUAUGGUUAACGGGCUCUUUUCCACAUUGAUCUGCAUUUGAUUCAUGACUGGGAUUAAUCUGACUAUCUUGUAUUUAGGCAAGGUAUGUUAACACUCGCACUGUGGAUUUUCUAUCUAUGAUUAUAAAUGGGUAAUUCCAGACUUGGGUGGUUGUCGGUGCUUUCUGCAGCAGUUGCACUUGCGCAUUUCCCGUUUGAAAUGUGUUCUGAUUUUACGAUAAAUGUUCGCUCCGUUUUCUCUUUAUCUUGCGCGAAAUGUUUAUCGGUAGCUUAAUGUUGUAGAUAUUUUUCAAGUGUAAGAGCUUUCUACUGUUCCAACAUCCGACGAUGAUAUUUUUACUCAAUCAAAGUCUAUUGAUACUCAUCGACUAUAAAUUAUUAGGUACCAAAUUCAAGCAACUUUUCCUUUAUGAUCUAGUUUAGUAAAAAUUAAUAUAACUGACAUUCCUUGCUGUUUGUUUGUUUGGUUUUUUUCGUUUGGUUGUUAGCCUGUGGUUUGCUGUCAACCCUUUAAAGAGGUUCUUAACCCUUUACACCAUAACAUCAGCAUGCAUAUUCUCAACACCUUAUCUAUACAUUUCGUAAAAAGUUGACAAGGAGAAUUUGUGUAACAAUUCAGAGCUUCUCUAUUUGGUUAUCAUUUCCUUUAUUUUCGUGACCUUACUGUUUGAUUCAGGGGUCCUAUUGUAGGAAUUAGGAAUUAGAUGCCAAUCACACUUAGGGAACAAAGGGUUUAAAGAUGGCUUAAUAUGUAGUUCUUAACAAUAUAUUAUUGAAAUGACAUGAUGAUAUUUUGUAUUCGUCCCAUGAAGAUAUAUGUUUAUAUUUGAAGAGACUAUGAAUUAUUCCUGGAGACAACGAUAAUUAUUAAACUUAUAGGGAAGACGCCUUUUGAUGCAAUGGAAAAGAUCAUUUGAAUUAACGUUGAUCUUUGCAAGGCCUUACUUCCCAUUUGACAUGUUCUUUUCUUAAAUUUAAAACGUAGGUUCAGGCUGUACGAGAUUAACAAGUCUUGAAUAAAAGAGUUUCAUAAAUGGAA